AUGACGACUGGAAUUUCGACAACUUGCAACCCAUUCAUACCAUUCGUUGAGAUCGGCUGGACCACGGCCGAGAUCAGCGAGUGGCAAGCCGGUUACUGCUUAUUUCUUACGGCGAAACUGGUGAACAGCCUCUUCGUUUCGACACGUUUCAGCCGCUCGACGUUCGACUCCACUCACCUCCGUCGAAUGGUCACAAUCGGUUGCCACGCCUAG
Protopolystoma xenopodis is the source of this 213-nucleotide messenger RNA. NCBI's taxonomy places the organism in Eukaryota, Metazoa, Platyhelminthes, Monogenea, Polystomatidea, Polystomatidae. The record is from the annotation of a GenBank genome assembly.